Messenger RNA from Rana temporaria (common frog), 1627 nucleotides. RefSeq names its product glutenin, high molecular weight subunit PW212-like. The record is from RefSeq and is a predicted model, not a curated record. Lineage: Eukaryota; Metazoa; Chordata; Amphibia; Anura; Ranidae. Bases 53 to 1525 code for a protein of 490 amino acids. The transcript is spliced from 32 exons.
GCCCCGGGCCCCGGGCUGUCUCUGCUUCUCUGUUUCCUGCACACUCUGAACAAUGCUGCGCUUCAUCCUGCUCCUGUCCCUGGUGGGGAUCAGCUUACAAGGAGGGGCCAAACCCCAGCAGAACGGCGGAGGAAAUCCCAUAUAUCAGCCGGAUUAUUCCAGGGGUGCAGGAGUCCAACAGCCGGGACACACCGGUCCUCUGGGGGCAAAAUCUGGAGGAAAAUACCCUCAGAACCCAUCUCAAGCUUACCAACAGGGUCCUUAUGGAAUCGGAAAUGGAUAUGGAGGACAGGGGGUAAAGGCUGGGAAAUCAGGUCCGGGCCAGUAUCCUCAGGCUGCUAAACAGAAACCAGGUUAUGCAAACAGAGCUGGAAGUUUCCUGGGCAAUGUUCUUGGACAAGGCCAAGGAGCAAAAUCACCCAAAGCUGGUUACGGUGCAGCAGGAUAUCCAAACAUCGCAGCUCAAGGAGGCUACGGGAAUGGGGCUGCUGGAUACCCGAGUAACAUUGGCCAGCAAGGUUAUGGCGGGAAACCAUCCAAAGCAGGAUAUGGAGCUGGGACCUUCCCACAGUAUGCAGCCCAACCCCAAGGAUAUGGAGCCGCUAAUUACCCCCAGUAUGGCGAGCAAACCGGUUAUGGAGCUGGAGGUUACCCUCAAUAUGGAGCUCAGGCUGGGUACGGGACGAAUGGUGGUCUGUAUCCCGGGAACUUCCAGCAGCCAGGUUAUGGUGGAAAGCCCCCGAAGGCGGGGUACAGGAAUGGAUACGGAGGUUACCCCAAUGCCUACCAGCAGCAGCACCAACAGCAGCAGCAGCAGCACCAACAGCAGCAGCAGCAGCACCAACAGCAGCAGCAGCAGCAAGGUAUAGGAGGGAAACCGUCCAAAGCAGGAUACGGAAAUGGCGCGGCACUUUACCAAGGGGGAAUUGGAAAACCUUCCAAAGUUGCCUCCGGCUAUCCCAGCAACGUCUUCCCACAACAAGGUAUCGGAGCAAAGCCAUCCAAAGCAGGUUUAUUCCAGCAGCCGUAUUCUAAUGGGGUAAAAUCUCCACUCGGUGCGUACCAAGGGCCCGUCGGAGAGAACGCCAAGCUGGGUGCGUAUGGUCAGCAGCUCCCAUACAGGUCACAGCCCGAUGCUCUAGGAUACGACCCGAAAUCUGCAAAAACAGCAGGAGCCAAAUCUCCGUACGGUGCCCAGGCCGGGUAUCCCGAUGCCGCAAACGCAAAAUACGCCGGAGCCGGUCAGACCUCCUUUAAUGGUCAGUCCGUCCCUCAGAACCCUCUGGAAGAGGAAAUUUCUCCAUCUGCUGCUGUUGAGGGAACUCAGAGUAUGAGAGAAGGGGCCACUACCCUUCCGAUAACGCCCACCUCGCCCAGCGUCCUGAACCCGAAACCUUUCAAAGGUGGAUACCAGCAACUGGGAGCCGGACAGAGCGCCUGGACAUAUGCCCCUGAGGAAUCUGCGUACACACAGAACGGAUAUUAUGAAAACAGUUAUAGAGCAGGCUGCGGUGGGAAAUGCUGAACCGACCAGUGACUGUGGCCCCAGCUCGGAACAUCGCUAGGGAAUGCCGGGGCCCUGUAUAUAAAGAUGUGGAAAAGUCACCAAUAAAAUACCUGAAAAGUU